This is a messenger RNA of Calypte anna (Anna's hummingbird), 491 nucleotides long. RefSeq names its product histone acetyltransferase p300-like. The transcript has 3 exons. The coding region runs from base 35 to 466 and encodes 143 amino acids. Lineage: Eukaryota; Metazoa; Chordata; Aves; Apodiformes; Trochilidae. The record is from RefSeq and is a predicted model, not a curated record.
CACAACCCCCCCUCCUCGCCCAGGGAGAGCGGGGAUGACACGGAACGGGGCCAGCCCGGGCCCUGAGGCGUUUGUGGGGACCGCCCUCUCCCCGACAGCCCUAAAGGAGCAGCUGCAGCACACACCGCGGCCAAGAGCCCUCACCCAGGGGACAGCGAUCCAGGAGAGGGAAAGAGGGGUGGGACGGACACGCCGCCGUCUUCCCAGCCGUACCUGGCAGCUGACACCAUCCCCGCAGACUCCUCAGGGCUCCGCACCGCCCGCCCAUGGCUCCUCGAUCCGGCCGAGCACCGAAACCGAAGGAGAAAUGGCGCAGGGGGCGGCUGCGGCGCAGGAGGCUGUCCCGGACCCGCCCCGCCCCGCCGCCCGGCCCGAUAUCGGGACAGUACCUAGAGCUGAAUUUUUCCUUUGGCUGGUAGAAUAUCCUCAAGCUGCAACAUUGUUGAAUUACUUGAAGACCACUUGACCUUUUUGAGAAUGGCUCCAUCCGU